ACUUCAACUAAUAGUAAGCACAAAGCAAAUUAAUUAUUUUAGAAAAGUUUCACAUUUAAUUCAACUUUGAAUAAUUAUUGCAGUAAGAAGCAAUAAGUAAUAGUGAUACUUCAGUCUGUACAUGCAUACGAUUUAAUUUAACUGUUAAAUUUAAUUUCGAGUUUCGGUUAAAACUUAAAACUUAACAUUAAAUCCUCUUUUAAUUAAGUAGGUAGAUUAAUUCGAGAGUAAGGUAAUAAUUGGCGAUAUGGGCGACAAUGGAGCUAUUCCAAGAAACGGAAAUGACGUUUCCGCAUGGGAAUGGAUUGGAUGUCACGACCAACGACUGCAAAAUCUACUCAUGACCGGAUUCCAAAGUGAUCUGAUCCUUGUCCUGGGUCAAGAAGGGUUAAAGGUUCCGGUCCAUCGAAUCUUCCUCCAGGCUGGGUCGCAAGUGCUAAAUGGCAAGAUAACCAAGUCCACCGAAGAGCUAAUUAUUGACAAUGUGGACACCCGUAUUUUUAAAAUUCUUCUCCAGUAUUUUUACACUGGGAAAUCAAACGUGGAAAUGGUCGACGCCUUGGAACUAAUGCAGCUCGCUACGGAGUAUGAAGUUUCCGGGUUAAGGGACGAGUGUGCGACUGUUUUGAAGGGGGACUUGUCCCUCGACAAUGUGCUCGCCUUGUUCCAAAGUGGGAUGGAAUACGCUCACGGGGAUUUUAUUCAGUCCACGCUGAACUUUAUUUGCGAGAAUUCCGCGACAAUCCUGAAAUGCGAGGACUUCGCCAAGCUACGUUUAGAAUGUCUGGUAGAAAUAAUACAACAGGACUCGCUUAAAGUUUUGAAUGAAAUGAAGGUUUUUGAGGCAGUACAUCGGUGGGGUGUGGCCGAGUGCACUCGAAAAAAUUUGGAUCCUGCAAACGUCGAGAAUCUUAAAACCUGUCUCGCAAACCGUUGAGCCACGUCCGCUUCCCACUAAUGGACCCUGCCGAAUUUGCUCUGAACGUGACUUCUAAGAAGCUUCUUAACAUGGAUGAGUCAAUGGAACUGGUCACCUGUUUCCUCGUUCCACCGAAGAGGAGAAACAUGCUUCCACCUGGUCGAUUUGUAUCAAGCCCUCGCAACUUCAUUAGUGGAGAGACAGUCAUUACUCGCGCCGUUGCUGGCAACGAAAGAUCAAUUGAUAACGUCGAUUCAUUCGGAAAUGCAAAUGGCACAGAGACAAUAAUGAUUCGUGCCAGUGAAAAUGUUUUCCUCAAGUCCAUUUCGGUUCCCACAACAAUUUUGCAAGUUAACAGCACUAGCUCGAAAUAUUUGUACGAUUUAGUGCAAGCCACAUUGUCAAUUUCCAAUGGGAGUGAAUCGGAGUGUAAGCUCGACAACGAAAUUUGCGCGACAGGUGAACAGGACCAUUUGAAAAUUUGCUUGAAACCACCCUACCAAAUGGUGCAGCAGGACGGUUGGACUAAACUCGUGGUGACCUUAUCUGGUCAGGUCUACUACAACUAUCGCAGAAAUUACAGCCAAACUGAUCGAGUUAAUUUGAACCUGAACGAAGACGUGUUCCCUGCAAACAUGUUCAACCGAGUGGUCACAAAUUAUGGAGAGUUUACGACUUUAGGAAAUUUUCUUCAAGUUGAGGUAACACGACCAGAAGGGGUGGGACUAGGUCUGGCGUGCGGUUUUAUUGAGAUGCUCGAAGUUGAAGCGGUUUGAUAUACCUAAGUAAGUAUGCUUUCCUUUUCAAUUUUAUAUGUUCCAUUUUUGUUCAACACGUUCUUCGAAUUGAUUAGGAUUUGUUUUAAUUUAAUUGUGGUGCAAAUCCAUAAAAUUUAAUUUUUCAACUAAUUUGAGAAAAAUUUUCCUAAUGAUGAAGCCGUGGAUGUCAUGUCCAUACUUAUGUAUAUACAUGAAAUUUCUGCAAAUAUUCCAAACUACAAAUUAAUCUAACUUAACCAAAAAAAUGAAGUAAAACGUAAUAAAUUAUACAUGGCUUAUUUAUUACUGUGCAAUAAGCAACAUACAUAUUUAAGAUUGAUUCAAUACAUUUAGAUAAGUGAAAUGUGUUAAUUGCUAUUAUUAUGAAAUAAAGUUGAUUUCGAUACAAUUAAUAAAAUCAUUCCGCUUGUCCAAGAAUUUCUCUAAGUCUUUCUUGCACUUUGACCCGACCGAAAUUAUGCAAAUGUAGCCAGUCUAGAUCAAACAUUUGAAACUCUUGUACCGUCAUCCUGUCCUUUUCCUCACUUUGCAGAAAUGAUCUCAAUCCAAAUAUCACUUCUUGUACAGCUAUUUCAUCCAUAAUUCACAACCAAUUUUUCUGCCAGAUCGCUCAAUUCUGAUCGCAUGGGAACAAAACUUCCAAAAUGAUUAAACCUAUCGAGUAAAUUUCCGAGCUGAGGGUCGUUUUUUCCUCACCAAGUCACACCUUGGGCGCUUGAUAGCGCAGAUUUUCCCUGCCGUACAUGCAAAAUUUAUUUUUCAUACUUGCAUCAAAAGUCAUGGACAAGCCACGGGAUUUUAAAAAAUCUGUGCUUCCCAUUUUCGUCAAAAUUUCUCCAACGAGUUAACUGCAAACAUGGUAAAUAAAAUAUUAUCCGGCUUCAAGUCACAGUGUAAAAUUUGUUUGGAGUGCAAAUAUUUCAUUCCUCUAAGCAGAUCGUGGCAAAUUUCUAACUGAAAACGACCCAUGGCGUCAGGAUUUUUGCGUUGGUGAAAAGUAAUUAGUUUUUCAGUUUGCCUCGUUACAGAGUCUCGUGUUAAGGAUAGCUCGGUGAAAAGAUUAUUUGACAACAGGAAUAAAUUUGCAACUCAUUGAAAGUUCAUGUCUUUUUUUAUUACCAUAUUUUCCAAAUGCUUGGCUUCAGACUGGACCAGGUUUGUCAAUUGUUGACAAUUGUUUAAAUUUUGGAUUUAAUUUAGUCAAAUAUUUUUGUGUUGAUUAACAAGUUGAUGACUUGAAAUGCCAAAACCUAAGUAAUCGAAC
This is a messenger RNA of Folsomia candida, 2962 nucleotides long. Its product is annotated as kelch-like protein 41b. Gene Ontology annotation, cellular component: P-body; cytosol. The record is from RefSeq and is a predicted model, not a curated record. Gene Ontology annotation, molecular function: protein binding. The transcript is spliced from 7 exons. Gene Ontology annotation, biological process: neurogenesis. Lineage: Eukaryota; Metazoa; Arthropoda; Collembola; Entomobryomorpha; Isotomidae. Bases 958 to 1695 code for a protein of 245 amino acids.